This is a messenger RNA of Caenorhabditis sp. 36 PRJEB53466, 2393 nucleotides long. The record is from the annotation of a GenBank genome assembly. NCBI's taxonomy places the organism in Eukaryota, Metazoa, Nematoda, Chromadorea, Rhabditida, Rhabditidae.
AUGGCAGACUUGGAAGCGGUGCUGGCCGACGUCAGUUACCUGAUGGCCAUGGAGAAGAGCCGGAGCCAGCCGGCGGCCAGGGCCAGCAAACGAAUCGUUCUGCCAGAUCCGAGCGUGCGGAGCAUCAUGCAAAAGUUUUUGGAAAAGUCCGGAGAGCUCAAGUUCGACAAGAUAUUCAAUCAGAAGCUCGGAUUUCUGCUGCUCAAGGACUUUGCGGAGAACGUGGCCGAGAACGCGUGUCCGCAGAUCAAGUUUUAUGAGGCGGUGAGAGAAAGAGAACUAUGAAAAGUUACAAAUUGAGGUUCAGAUCAAGGAAUACGAGAAAAUGGAAACUCCGGACGAAAGGUUGACGAAGGCUCGCGAGAUUUACGAUCAUCAUAUCAUGGUGGAAAUGCUGGCUCAUUCGCAUGUGAGCCCCUUCUCUCCGUGUCUUUCUACAGUAAUCCCCUUCAGAACUACUCGAAAGAAUCACUCCAACACGUACAAUAUCAUCUUCUAAAAGCCAACGUACCACCAGACCUCUUCCAAAGAUAUGUAAUCGAAAUCUGCGAUCAAUUGAAAGGCGACAUCUUCCAAAAGUUUUUGGAGAGCGAAAAGUUCACGCGAUUCUGUCAGUGGAAGAAUCUGGAGCUGAAUAUGCAGCUGACAAUGAACGACUUCUCUGUGCAUCGGAUCAUCGGAAGAGGAGGAUUCGGCGAGGUGUACGGGUGCAGAAAGGCGGACACCGGCAAGAUGUACGCGAUGAAAUGUCUGGACAAGAAGCGGAUCAAGAUGAAGCAGGGAGAGACGCUCGCGCUGAACGAACGGAUUAUGCUGAGUCUUGUGUCGACCGGCCAGGACUGCCCGUUCAUUGUGUGCAUGACGUACGCGUUCCAGUCGCCGGACAAGCUCUGUUUCAUUCUGGACCUGAUGAACGGAGGGGACCUCCACUACCACCUCUCCCAGCACGGAGUCUUCACCGAGCAGGAGAUGCUCUUCUACGCGUCGGAAGUCAUUUUGGGCCUCGAGCACAUGCACAACCGGUUUGUGGUGUAUCGAGACUUGAAGCCGGCGAACAUUUUGUUGGACGAAAAUGGACAUGUGAGAGUUUCGGAUCUGGGAUUGGCGUGCGAUUACUCGAAGAAGAAGCCGCAUGCGAGUGUGUGAGUACCUCCGUUUCGCCCCCUUUCCCACCAAACAAAUGAGUGUUUCAGCGGAACCCACGGCUACAUGGCUCCAGAAGUGCUUGCGAAAGGCGUCGCCUACGACUCGUCGGCCGAUUGGUUCUCGCUCGGAUGCAUGCUCUACAAACUGCUCAAAGGGCACUCUCCGUUCCGUCAGCACAAGAGCAAAGACAAGAACGAGAUCGACAAAAUGACGCUGACACAGGACAUCGAACUGCCGAACGAGGGACUCACGAAGGACUGCCGCGAUUUGCUCGAAGGACUGCUCAAACGAGACGUGCCCGAUCGGUUAGGAUGCCGCGGACGGGGACCGCUCGAGGUGAAGGACCAUCCGUUCUUCAAGGACGUCGACUGGCAGACCGUCUACUUGAGAAGGAUGACGCCUCCGUUGAUCCCGCCGAGGGGAGAAGUCAACGCCGCCGACGCAUUCGACAUCGGAAAUUUCGACGACGACGAGGUGAAAGGUGUCAAACUGCAGGAUUCGGACUCUGAUCUCUACAAGAACUUCAACAUUGUCAUAUCGGAACGAUGGCAGAACGAGAUCGCGGAGACGAUCUUCGAGGUGGUCAAUCAGGACGCCGACAAGGCGGAAAACAAGAAAAGGUCGAAACAGAAGAUCAAAGUUUCCGUGGAUGAGAAAGGUUUGUCGCAAGAGGUCACUGAAGCUAUGCGAAUCUUUACAGAUUCCGACGUCAUCGUGCACGGAUACAUCAAGAAGUUGGGCGGUCCGUUCACCUCCGCCUGGCAGACCAAAUACGGAAAACUGUAUCCGUCGCGACUCGAACUCUAUCCAGAAUCACUCACUGCCAAGCCAGAGGUACCCAAACUGUAAGAGCAACACGCUCAUUUUGCACUUUUCAGCUAGUGUUUAUGGAUCAAAUCGAGGAUGUGUGUGCCGAAUUGCAGACGACAAAAGGAGAGAAUGCGAUUGUGGUGAAGCUGAGGGACGGCUUUAAAGAGCCCAAGAUUUGUCUGACCAACUCGGUAAGAAUGAAAGAGAUCUGUGGAAAAAGUUCAUUUCGUGUUCAGGAUGAAAUCUCUCUGAAAGAGUGGCACACAUCGCUGCGGACCGCCCACAAAGUGUCGAGUGAACUGCUGCAACGGAUGGGUCGGAAGGCCAUCAAGAUCUACGGAGUCAACCACGAUCCGAUGCUCUCGGAGAGUGAACGGCCCGGAUCGGUGACCAGAGCGUUCAUGAAUCGCGCGAGCAGCGUCGAUUCGGGAGCCUGA